CUCAUUAUUUGUCUGCAGUUGGACAGAGUCAUACAAGGAAGAUAAAAGGAAGAAAUUUCUCCCCUUUUAGACCGCAUAAAACCCCCAAUUUUGAAUCCUUUCUAGGGUUUACAAUUUCCUCAAUUAGGGUUUCUCUGUAUCAUCAAUUUUGGUGAAAUCGAGCUUCUUUAAUCUCUAGAGGAGCUUUACCAAUGAAAUCAGAGUUGAGAAAAUCCCAAUUUCAUCUCCAAAUUCUGCUAUUUGCUGUCAUCUUUUUGUCCAUUACUGUCUGUUUAAACGGUCUAAAUCCACUACCUUCCCAUCAAGACGACGAAGAUAAAUGUCCUAGAACACCAUUUCCGACCGAUUCUUGCCCCAUCAAUUGCUUCCGACCCGACCCGGUUUGCGGUGUCGAUGGAGUCACCUACUGGUGUGGUUGUCCCGAUGCUCACUGUGCUGGUGUUCGUGUUGCCAAGUUAGGACCUUGCAGUGUGGGAAAUGGAGGGUCCGCUGCGGUUCCGGGAGGAUAGGAGUCAGGAGUCUGGUGGUCAUCUCCCUUUGUGCUUUUCAGGGUGGGCUUGGGAUGGUGGAGUUUAUUUGUUUUGUUCUAAAACUAUUAAGAUAUACUCUUAUGUCUACCAACUUAUUGAAAUGGUGCAAGUA
Molecule: messenger RNA, 642 nt
Organism: Solanum stenotomum
Lineage: Eukaryota; Viridiplantae; Streptophyta; Magnoliopsida; Solanales; Solanaceae
Exons: 2
Coding region: 192-509 (105 amino acids)
Source: RefSeq, a predicted model, not a curated record